AUGUUGGUACAAGAUGUUGACAAAUUUCUCGAAUAUCCAUGGGGUCGAAAAUCCUUUGAUCUGACUAUUCACAGCAUCAAAACUAGGACAGCUACGACAUCGUACCUUUCUCAGCCAACCUGUGCUUUUCAGGGUUUUCUACAUGCUUUACAGAUGGUUGUUUUGGAGUGUGCUCCUUCUAUUCUGCAGAAGGAUGUAAAAGGUAAAUCAACCAAGCAUACCCUGAGGGAUGACGAUGAUGAAGAAGAUGAAUUCCCAAGUGUACAGCCUGGUUCUAUGAAACCGAUUAAUAUCUCGAUGCCUCAUGUGAAGUCUCUCGACAAUAAUACCAAGGUGGCUGUCACAGCAAUCUUACCGGACGAUGAACACCUGUUGGAUGAUACCGAUUUCGCAUUUGAUGAUGAUGUCCCGGACAAAACCGUAGACAACUUACUCGCAGCAAUCAGUGAUGGCAAGAAAUUUUCUAGGAAGACAUGGAAUGGUGGUGAAAGUGCAAGUCUUCUUCAAAACCAGCCAAAUGCACCAGCGUCAUCGUCUCGGAACACAUCUUCUGAUGUGGAUUUAGAUCCUGCUGCUUCUUCCAUGCUUGAAAAGGUUGUACGUGAGACCGGGUUUGUAUUAUCAGAGAUUAAAAGUCUUCGUACCGAGUUUGUUGACCUUCGUUCCGAAGUAUCUUCCACUUUGAGUACCUUUAAGGAUUAUAUUCGGAGCCAACAGGAUCCUUCGCCUAAAGUUCGAGAACCUGCUAAGCGACCGCUUGGCCGUAGGGUCAAGUCUAUUCCACUAAGAGCCAAGCACGUACGAUUUCAACAGGUUUCUUCGUCCGAGGAGUCCAAGUCCUCAGAUCCAUCAAAAGAAGAUGACGGCGAUGACAGUACAAAGAACAAGGAUUCAAGCAGUCCUUCUACCGAAAGUGACGACGUUGUGGAUACCAAUGUCGGUGAUGUUGUUGAAAUUUACGAUGGUGAUGCCCAUGAAGAUAGAAGGGAACCUGACGCUGAGGGAUCUGGAGAUGUUGGCGAAGUGGGUAGACAAAUGCCAGUUGACGUUGAUGAUGUCCAAGACGCUGCUACACUCGCGAGCAACCAGAUUGCGAGUGUGCUGUCUGAUUUAUCAGACCAAGUACAGGUUAAUGUAGAGCCGUCAAUAAUCCAGCCUGUUCCAUCACCACCACCAUAUGUUGUACAGCCGAGAGACCAAACCGGUGCAAAUAAAGAUGUCCCACCUGUUGUUACCAACGAAGAAACCGAUGCUGCUGAAGAUGUCCCACCUGUUGUUACCAACGACGGAACCGAUGCUGCUAAAGAGUGA
Molecule: messenger RNA, 1311 nt
Organism: Eutrema salsugineum
Lineage: Eukaryota; Viridiplantae; Streptophyta; Magnoliopsida; Brassicales; Brassicaceae
Exons: 4
Coding region: 1-1311 (436 amino acids)
Source: RefSeq, a predicted model, not a curated record